Hyposmocoma kahamanoa is the source of this 1164-nucleotide messenger RNA. Its product is annotated as collagenase-like. Gene Ontology annotation, biological process: proteolysis. The coding region runs from base 1 to 1164 and encodes 387 amino acids. The record is from RefSeq and is a predicted model, not a curated record. NCBI's taxonomy places the organism in Eukaryota, Metazoa, Arthropoda, Insecta, Lepidoptera, Cosmopterigidae. The transcript has 8 exons. Gene Ontology annotation, molecular function: serine-type endopeptidase activity.
AUGCCCUUCCCGUAUCAGGAGAGUUCAAAUGAAAAACAAGGCGACUUUGAUGAUACAGAAUACGAAUCAAAAUCGCAUGAAGAACAAGAUUCAUAUGAAAUAUCAGCAGAAUUCAGCGACAAAAAGAAUUUGGAAAAUUCAGACUCACAAAUAUUUGACAAGGAAUUGAAGCAAUUAGAAUUAGAAGAUUUUAAGCAUGACCUUGUAGUGGAAGAAGAAAUAGACAGACCAGUAACCCCAAAAAUAAAAUUUGAGAAAAAAGACGAUGAAACAAUUACCAUGAAGAUUGAAUGGGGUCCUCUAAUUAGACAAGAAAGGACUGGUGGCCUUAUAAUAAAACUAGAAAACGGACGUGUAUCUGUGUGUGGAUCAACAUUAUUGACAAACUACCAUGUAGUGACAGCGGCCCAUUGCGGUAUGGACAACAAUCACAUUGCCACAAACGUUACUAUAGUUUUCGCCUCAACAAAGAUUUUUAAAGGUGGCACUCGACGUAAUGUUACCAGUAUACUGCUCCACCCAAACUAUCAGGUAAAAUUCAUUCAGAACGACGUCGCUCUUAUGUCCAUGAAGUAUACUCAAUACGAUGGAAAGUGGAUAAACCGCAUAGUCCUUCCAGCCGGUACACUGAUGAAAGAAAAGUUUGUCGGCGUCAAAUUGCGGGCAGCAGGAUAUGGAAGAACAAGUGACUCAGAAUCAGAAAAAGGGAAGCAAACUUUAAGAACUGUAGACAUAAAGAUAUUAAACACCUCCGACUGUUUGAAAGUUUAUGGGAAAAAAGUCGUCACUAAUAAGACGUUGUGUGGCGACGGCACCUUCGGAGGGACGUGUUUUGGGGAUUCUGGAGGACCUUUGGUAUUAAUUCGCCCCGGUGGCAAGCAUGUUCUGGUUGGCAUUACGUCAUUCGGAUCAGGGAAAGGAUGCGAGAAAAAAAUACCUUUAGGAUAUUCGAGAGUGUCGUAUUUCAAACCUUGGAUAAUGAAAGAAAUUAAAACGCAUACAAGCUUGAUAUUUCCACGCAAGCAACAAGAAACGUUUGCGGAGGAUAGCAACACUGGCCAAUCACAGAGCAGCAGCGUCCACGUGCCCAAUACAACCAAAAUAAAGGCAAGGCGCCACGCAAGCGCGCAAAUCUCCGCGCAACUCAAAGCGGAAUUCUCGUGA